CCACCUGAAUGAACUAGUCCUUAGAGGAGCCAAGGACACUUGUCAGCUGCCCAAAGGAGGAAGCAGAGGUCCCAUCUGCAGUCGGGGUGUCCUUUCCCUCCUCCCCAGUGAGAAGAGGGGACUGAAGCCCAUCCAGCCCCAGCAUUCCCAGACAGAGACUUUGAAGAAAUGGAGGCCCGAGAGGUCUCAUGACAUGCGUGGGGCACACACGUAGUGCACACACCUACCCAGGUGCUGCUGUCCCACGGUUGGUGGGGAGCCCAGGCCAUGGUUGCCGUCUCCCGCCCCCGCCAUGGACGAGAUCACCUUCAAAAGCGACACCGUGCUGUCAGACGUCCACCUCCACACCCCGAACCAGAGACACCUCAUGGUGCGGCUGAGUGGCGUGGGGCAGCCCGUCUUCCUGUCCCAGUUCAAGCUUCUGUGGAACCAAGCCUCUCAGACAGACUCGGGGGCUGAGGGUGGCAAUCACAGAGCCCAUCCCGCAGAGGUGACUCCUCCUGCCAGGUCCCCUCCAGGGAGUGGCUGCAGCAGUGAGGGGGUCUCCCUCCAGGCUGGGGCUGAUACCACCAGCCAGGAGGAGGUGGCAGCUCAGCUGGACGAGGAUGGGGACUUGGACGUUGUGAGAAGACCACGGGCUGCCUCUCCCUCCAAGCCCUCGGGGCCUCCGAGAGACAAGGUACAUCCCAUGAUUCUAACGCAGGAGGAAGAUGACGUCCUGGGAGACAAAGCACAAGAGAGUAGCCCCUACGAUGUCAUCAAAAUAGAGCACACCAUGGCCACCCCCCUGGAGGAUGUUGGCAAGCAGGUGUGGCGGGGCGCCCUGCUCCUGGCGGACUACAUCCUGUCCCAGCGGGACCUCUUCCGGGGUCGCACGGUGCUGGAGCUCGGGGCGGGCACCGGGCUGGCCAGCAUCCUCGCGGCCACCGUGGCGCAGACCGUCUACUGUACAGAUGUCGGUGCAGAUCUCUUGGCCAUGUGCCAGCGAAACAUUGCCCUUAACAGCCACCUGACUGCCACUGGAGGCGGUGUGAUUAAGGUCAAGGAACUGGACUGGCUGAAAGACGACCUGUGCACAGAUCCCGAGGUCCCCUUCAGCUGGUCGGAGGAGGACAUCUCCGACCUCUACGGCCACACCACCAUCCUGCUCGCGGCCGAAGUGUUUUACGACGAUGACCUAACUGAUGCUCUGUUUAAAACACUGUGCCGACUGGCUCACAAGUUGAAGAAUGCCUCCACCGCCAUCCUCUCUGUGGAAAAGAGUUCAGCAUCUGGAACGGCCCUGAGGAAGCGAUCCCAGCCGUGCACAGAGCCGUCCAGAUGGACACAUCUGUUGCAGCGUUGUUUACACCGAUGACGUCCAGGACCCCCUUCAGGGUCCACGUGACCAGUUGCAACGUGUGGACCCGAUCACUCCGGUGUGAUCUUGGGCACGUGCCUCCCCCUCUCUGAGCCCCAGUCCCCGCCUGAGCGGAGGCCGUAGCGGGCCCCACCUCCCAGGCUCUCCUGCAGAUGCCGGAAGGCCGCGCACUGGGGCCCAGCACGCAGGAGGCGCUCAGUUAAAAUCCAGCGCCGUGACGGAAGGGAGCAGCAGAGCCUCUGGUGGUGACAGGCAGU
Messenger RNA from Eubalaena glacialis (North Atlantic right whale), 1617 nucleotides. RefSeq names its product methyltransferase-like protein 22. The record is from RefSeq and is a predicted model, not a curated record. NCBI's taxonomy places the organism in Eukaryota, Metazoa, Chordata, Mammalia, Artiodactyla, Balaenidae. The transcript is spliced from 12 exons. Gene Ontology annotation, cellular component: nucleus. Bases 293 to 1357 code for a protein of 354 amino acids. Gene Ontology annotation, biological process: protein methylation. Gene Ontology annotation, molecular function: protein methyltransferase activity.